Molecule: messenger RNA, 219 nt
Organism: Aspergillus fijiensis CBS 313.89
Lineage: Eukaryota; Fungi; Ascomycota; Eurotiomycetes; Eurotiales; Aspergillaceae
Product: AN1-type zinc finger protein
Exons: 1
Coding region: 1-219 (72 amino acids)
Molecular function (GO): zinc ion binding
Source: RefSeq, a predicted model, not a curated record
AUGGCGCCCCGCAAGCCUCGCUGCAACUUCAAGGAGUGCAAGGAAGCCGCUCAACGCAUUGUCGGCGACUGCAGCUUCUGCAAUGGCCACUACUGCUCCAAGCACCGCAUGCUGGAAGCCCACUCCUGUACCGGCCUGGAGGACUGCAAGAAGGAGUCGCAUGCCCGCAAUGCCGAUAAACUGAACAGCGAGCGCACCCACGUCAUCAAGGGCGUAUGA